AUGGCUUCACAUGUGCGACCAGCGCUGCGAAGCGCAGUCGACGCGUCCGUUGAGGCCCUGAGCGGGUUGGUGAGGCGGAUCAAUAUCCCGCUCUUACCCAACAGUCCACCGGGCUUAGUACAGGCACUCACGGUAGAUCCGUGGUCACAAUCGGGGAAAUAUGGGCUGGGUUGGACAUAUUUUGCGCUUGCUUUGGGAGGACUGACGCUGUUUAUGAGGAUAUGGCACUACUGGCAGGAUAAGAUUCGGCAGGCGAUCUACAAGCAGGAUAUGGAGAAGCACUUUCAACAGCUCUACAGCAUGGAACCGGAGUGGGAUAGAUCGGCUGCCCUGGCGACGGGGGCGACAGCGCAGACGGCGGCUGAAUCACGACGACACUUCUUUCCGGACGAGCAGCAGGCUGAGGAGGAGAAGAAUUUCAAGCCGAAAGCGCAUUUUUCAUCUGUCGGAUUUGUCAACGAUACUCUGGCGCUAUUCCGAUGGGUUUUUUAUCGACCAGUGCCAGACAUUGUCUGGAGAAAACACCGCUUCACCUUUUCCUCACUCGCGGUGCUGAGUUGCGCCUUUAUCGCCCUGGCCUUCGUCACGGUCUACUGCUUCUUACAGCAACCCCUAUACUGGCAAAGCAUCCGGUUCGGAUCACCACCGGUGGCCGUUCGGUCCGGCAUGAUUGCCGUUGCCAUGACACCGUGGAUCAUUGCCACUAGCACCAAGGCCAAUAUCAUCACGCUGAUCACCGGCAUUGGACCCGAGAGACUCAACGUAUUCCACCGUUGGCUAAGCUACCUCUGCCUGUUUCUCUCCUUGAUUCACAUGAUCCCAUUCUACAUCCAGCCGGUCUGGGAGGAUGGCGGCAUGGAGGUCUUCGAGGCGCUGUUUCCUCCCGGUAGCGGCAUCAUCUAUGGUUCUGGAAUUGCAUGCAUGGUCCCUCUGGGGUGGCUUUGUGUGGGAUCGUUACCACUGUUCCGAAGAAAGGCAUACGAAGUUUUCAUCCUUUUCCAUAUCCCAGUCGGUUACGUUUACGUCGGUGUGCUCUUUUGGCAUACCAAGAACUUUCUCAUGUCAUGGGCCUACUUGUAUGCGACAGUGGCCAUCAUCGUCUUCUGCAACCUGUACCGUUUCUGCAAGCUGAAUUGGACCAAGCCAUGGCGCAUGUCGUUUUUGAUUGGAGACGAAGCAGCCAUCAACAUCAUGACGGAGAACGCCAUCAAGAUCACCAUCCCAACUCAGAUGAGGUGGAAGCCGGGCCAGUACGUUUAUCUACGCAUGCCGGGCAUUUCCAUGUUCGAGAACCAUCCUUUCACCAUCUCGUCUCUUUGCAGCGCAGACUUUCCAUCUGAAUACGGCGAGGAGUACAGAGAUUGUGUGCUGGUGUUCCGGCCAUAUGGAGGCUUUACGAAGAAGGUGCUCGAGACGGCCAUUGAUAAGGGGCCUUUCCACACCUACCGCGCGUUUCUCGACGGCCCGUACGGUGGUAUGCGCCGAGAGCUUGCCGCAUUUGAUACCUGCAUCCUCAUCGCCGGUGGCAGCGGUAUCACAUCGCUCAUGUCACAGCUGCUAAAUCUGAUCAAGCGCAUGCGGGACGGCAAGGCCAUCACCAAGAAAAUCGUCGUGGUGUGGUCGCUCAAGCGGCUCGAGGCCAUGGACUGGUUCCGGGAAGAGCUCCGUAUCUGUCGUGAAGCCGCGCCCCCUGAGAGUGUUACCUGCAAGUUUUUCGUUACCGCAUCAGUCCGGAAGCCGCCAAAUUCUGGCAUUCCUCAUGGUCGUGCGCCCAGGCCGCUCAGCAAUGCAUUCCACGACAAGCUGGAUGGCUUUGUGGCCAACAUUGCUAGCAAACGCAACAGCGCCCUGAUCAUGUCCGAGGCCCAAGGCGACCCCGACAGAGAGCGGGAGCUGCGUGCUGAGGAUGAGGACCGCAUCACAGCGCUCCCUCAGCAGAAAUAUCUUCAACCACACACCUUCCCACCACCGCCACCGGGGCCUCCCCCCAACAACAACAACAACAACAACAACAACAGGCUAUCUGUUGCGGAACAAACCCUUCGAAAACUUGAAGGCCGCGACGAUGAGAUCAAGCCCGUUGAAGGCGAACAGCAACAAUAUUUACACCCCCCAGCCCCUUCCAGCAACGCACCCUCAACCAAAAAGAGCGAACCCGGCGGUGAGUUCCAUUUCCCCCCUCUAGCCCGGGAGAAUGCGGCUCCCCAUUUCAAAUACGCACCUCCUGCCGGCCGCAAGCGAUACAGCCAGAUCCUCUCCGAGUCCGACCCCCGGCCCAGCGGAGCCGGCAGCGGCGGUAGCAUCGAUGCCCGACCGACUACCAGCGAGCUCGGCCACCAACACGCCGACUCAUCCGGCAGCACGGAACCUUUCGCCACUCACCCCUCGCCCCCAGCAGCAGCAGAACCAACAGCCGAAUCCUCCACUGCUCCCGUCCGCCCACCAGAACUAGCCCACCUUCGCACCGACGUCGGCGGCGACCCCCGCCGCCCAAGACCAACUUCCCAUUUUGGGCCUCCCUCAGGGUUUGAUUUUGGCUUUCCAGAAACACCGACCGAAUUUCAGCGCAAUCUUAUGAGGUUUGCGUUUCCUGUCCCGCACGAGAUUGACGGCGGGUGGUCGGUGGAGUAUGGGAGGCCAGAUUUGGGGUACAUGCUCAAGGAGUGGGCGACAGGAGGGCCGGAUGGGAGGGGCGUGUUGGGGAGGAGGACCGCGGUGUUUGUGUGUGGGCCGCCGGCGAUGAGAGUGGGCGUGGCGAAUACGGUUGCGAGGUUGCAGGCCGAGAUUUGGGGGGAUGACAUGCUCGAGGAGAUCUUUUUGCAUACAGAGAACUAUGCGUUGUAA
This is a messenger RNA of Podospora pseudocomata, 2844 nucleotides long. RefSeq lists its product as uncharacterized. Bases 1 to 2844 code for a protein of 947 amino acids. Gene Ontology annotation, biological process: intracellular iron ion homeostasis; copper ion import; iron ion transport. Gene Ontology annotation, cellular component: plasma membrane. The transcript has a single exon. NCBI's taxonomy places the organism in Eukaryota, Fungi, Ascomycota, Sordariomycetes, Sordariales, Podosporaceae. The record is from RefSeq and is a predicted model, not a curated record. Gene Ontology annotation, molecular function: ferric-chelate reductase activity.